Acipenser ruthenus (sterlet) is the source of this 1440-nucleotide messenger RNA. RefSeq names its product glycoprotein hormone beta-5-like. Gene Ontology annotation, molecular function: hormone activity. Gene Ontology annotation, cellular component: extracellular region; cytoplasm. Lineage: Eukaryota; Metazoa; Chordata; Actinopteri; Acipenseriformes; Acipenseridae. Gene Ontology annotation, biological process: regulation of thyroid hormone receptor signaling pathway; G protein-coupled receptor signaling pathway. The transcript is spliced from 2 exons. Bases 294 to 686 code for a protein of 130 amino acids. The record is from RefSeq and is a predicted model, not a curated record.
GUCUGUAAAUGGAAAUGAAAUGUUUUUAGACAAAGCAAAACUGAACUUACAAUUUUAGUUUUAAGUUUAAAGUUAACUUUGAAAUGUAAAGAAUUUAUAUUUGUUUGUCUUUUAUUCUUGUCUUUACUCAGAUAAAGCAAUAGAACGGAAUAAAAAGAAACAUAACAUGUUUCAGCCUUAGCAUGGAAAUGAUGCACAGACUCAAACAUUUUAUAAGAAGUCUCAGCUGAUUCUCAGAAAUUGGUUAUAUAUAUAUAUAUAUUAGUUUGUUUGUUUUGUUCCCUUCCAGUAUAAUGAGCCUCCAUCACAUUGUUCUGGGCAUCCUUGCCCUGCAGUUGGUGCUUAGCUCCACAACCGUUGCCAAGUCCUCUGGGGUUAACCUUCGCACCUUCAUAGGCUGUGCAGUGAGAGAGUUCACCUUCCUCGCUAAGAAACCUGGCUGCAAAGGGCAGCGCAUUUCCACCGAUGCCUGCUGGGGGCGCUGUGAGACAUGGGAGAAGCCAGUCCUGGAUCGUCCUAACAUUGAAGCACACCACCGAGUGUGCACCUACAAUGAAACCAGAAUGGUCACGGUCAAGCUGCCCAACUGCUUGCCUGAUGUGGACCCCUUCUACACAUAUCCUGUCGCUUUAAGGUGUGACUGUGGGGUGUGCUCAACCACCACUACUGAAUGUGAGACUUUAUAAACUGAGGAGCAGCACAGGCUAUUGCAUUCUUCCAUGGAGUAGACUCUUAUUAGAGACAAUACUUACUUUAUAAAGUGGGAAAGAGGACAGCCUUGUUCCGUUUGUAUUAAAAUGAUGUGCUCAAAACGUGUUUGUUAGUAUAUUAUUAAAGAUGGUUUCCUGUGUGAGUGCUCAUGGUUUCAUGUACAGUAUAAGUCAACUGCAACAGUAAAGAAAUGCAUUUAAUCUAAAAACACUUUAAAAUACAAUAAAGGCACUAUUAGCAUUCAUUGAUUAUUAUUCUGAAUAUGUUUUGUAAUACUGAUGUAACCAGAGUUUUGGAUUCUUAAGGUGUAAUCCUUCAAUAAUUAAAUCAUUUUAAAUAAUGUUCUUAAUGAUGUGUUAUGCCGUUUGGAAAUCCCUAAGAGUGUGUGCUGCUUGGUUUAAAUGGUCUGUCUAUAAAUAUGUUUUUUUUUCCAACUCAAGCAUUUCAGUCUGCACUGUAAAUGUUGUUUUUGAAGUUACUUGAAACCACUUAAAUGCUGAUCUAGCUUUUUUUUUUUAUCCAUAAAGAAUUACAAAUGAUUUUAAAAUCAGCUUCUAAGCUUUUCCAUUUCGAACACUUAAUCCACUCACAGUUUUCUAGUUUAGGGAGCUUGCUAAAAUAAAACACUUCUAUAUCAACAAGAUUAACACCUUGAGUGGAUAGACAAAGUCACAGAUUCAAUGAAAUAUUAAUUUGCUGCGUAACUGUUGGCGUACACAUCAGCUUGUU